Messenger RNA from Ixodes scapularis (black-legged tick), 2595 nucleotides. RefSeq lists its product as uncharacterized. NCBI's taxonomy places the organism in Eukaryota, Metazoa, Arthropoda, Arachnida, Ixodida, Ixodidae. The record is from RefSeq and is a predicted model, not a curated record. The transcript is spliced from 5 exons. Bases 1 to 2595 code for a protein of 864 amino acids.
AUGGCGAGCCCUAGGACUCCGAAACGAAGAAAACGGUACCUAUAUUGUGAUGAAGACUUUGUACUUUCUCGAUCGACGCAAUGUCUGCAUGAGAAAAACAAGCGGGACUCUGAGUUGCAAAACUCGGCGUCGAAUCGACAGGCAGCUAGCGAAUCACCACCGCUACCUGCGAGUCCCGAACACAGUGACGAGCCCCUCAUUUCCUCGGAGCCUGAAGAACCGAGCUGGGCCGCCGACUUGAGCGGCGACUCUCACGAAUCGCCUUCGGAUGUAAAUGAUGUGAGUGAUACCGAGGGGAGCACUGAGGGGGAGAGUGGUAACGCGAAAGAAGGCACCCGUUCCGCUUCAUUUCUGCUGGAUGACGAUGGUCUUCUUCAACGCUGCCUCGCGGAGUUUGGCAGCGCCACUCUGCCGCACUCUACAACAACCAAAGCGGCCGCCGUCGCUAUGUUGUUGUCCAUAGCAAGCGCCCACAGAGUUACCUGGACUCUGCUUGAGCAUAUCCUAGAGUUCGUUGACAUGCUGUAUGGAGCGACGACUCAUGUUCUGCCACGGAGCAAGUACAUGUUCCGGAAGCUGUGGUGCUCGAGGACGUCUGCUGUAGCCAGAAAGUACCUGUACUGCGAAAACUGCACCAGACUGCUCGAAAGCAGUGCUACUGCUCCAGGGUUGGCCUGUGCUGCGUGCAACCUUUCUUAUAAUCAGGAGAUGGUCCUGAAGGCUGGAUCAUACUUUACGAUUUUAGACGUUAGCGAGCAGCUCAAGCACGUCAUUUCGAAGGAGAAGAAAGAGCUGAGUGAAAACAUGGAGAAGAUCGAAGAGUCCUUGUCUUUGCCAGAAGUAACGGAUGUGACGACUGCAUCGAACUACAGGUGCCUAAGACAGGAUGGCGUGAUCAAAAAGGGAGACCUGACACUGAUCGUCAAUACGGACGAUAGCCCAUUGCUCAAGUCGUCACGUUCGUCGAUUUGGCUAAUCCAAUUCGGUAUCAGUGAGCUACCACCGCAAAGAAGAUUUACGAGCACCACAUUAGCAGGUCUGUGGUUCGGAAGGAACCAUCCGAACAUGUCGGUAUUCAUGUCGACGUUUGCUGAAAGUGUAGUAUCUGUGCCACCCAUUGAGUGGAGCUACGAGGGUAAAGACUACUCCUCAAGGGUGCAGAUCAUCGGCUGCACAGCUGACGCUCCUGCUCGUGCUGCAGUCCAGAACCACGUGACUUAUGCUGGCUACUUUGGUUGCCCCUGGUGCCUCAUCAAGGGAAAACACGAAGGAGGAUGUAUUCGGUAUGCGCAUGACGAAGACGAUCAGGAACCAGCUCCUGAACGAACAGCUGCCAUGGUGCUGAGAAACACAGAACUGGCAGGGCAGUUCAGGGUUGCCGUGCAAGGGGUGAAGGGACCUUCAUCACUGGCCACUGUCCCAAAUUUCGAUCCUGUCUGGGUAUACACAGUUGAUUACAUGCACUGUGCCUUGCUGGGUGUGACGAGGCAGGUCACAGAGACCCUGAUUGCAUCGUCGAACUCCACCAUGGCUUUCUACAUUGGAAAACCUCACCAGCUGACGGCAAUCAACGAGCGCCUGCUUUGCAUCAAACCACCGCAUUGUUUCACACGAUUGCCAAGGUCCCUCCAGGACCACGCCUUCUGGAAGGCAAGUGAGUGGAGACACUGGCUCCUUUUCUACGUCCUGCUGUGCACGCUGGACAUCCUACCUCCGAGGUAUUGGAGACAUCUCUGCCGGCUUGCGGAAGCCAUUUUCCUGCUGUUGCUGCCAGAGAUCAACGAAUCACAGAUCCGACGUGCCGAGACCUUGCUGACACAGUUCGUUGGCCAGAUGCCCGGACUGUAUGGGGAGACUGCCAUGACGUUCAACGUGCAUCAGUUGACACACCUCUCCUCUACAGUGCGGCGCAUGGGGUCCUUGUGGGCCAACUCGGCCUUCCGGUUUGAGGACGGCAAUGGCCGCUUGCUGAAGCAAGUAACUGCUGCAAAAGGAGUGCCGGAACAAAUUGUAGAGCGGGUGGUCAUGCGGCAGGAAUUGGAGACCCUGCUGGCGGCAGACUUUCUCCCGGCGGCGGUAAGGCUAAAGUGUCAGCGCGUCUUAGGAUACGAGCACCUCAGGAGAGCCACACAUGUUAAAGGAGUAUGUCUCCUGGGGAGGGGCACGCCAGUGCAAAGGUUUUCCCCUGCAGAAACUGCAGCAAUGACUGCCAGAGUUGGCUUUUGUCCUUCAGGUGCGUUGAAGCACGAGCGCUUCAUUGUGAACUCCCAGGUGUAUGAGACCACGCAGUACAGGAGGGCAAAAAAAAGCAAUUCUACAGUAAUUUCUUGCCAUGAUGGCAGUGUUGUAGUGAUUUUGAGGGCUCUCCAUGUAGAUGACGUGAACGUGGAGCGCUGCAUCCUCCUGUGCACGCCACUUGAGGAGCUGAAAGUGCAGAACUCAGUCUUCCCAUUUUAUAUUGUGAAGACAAGCAGACCAGGACACUCUGUAGUAGCCGUCUUACCCGAGGACAUGCGCGGUGCUUGUUUGUUAAUUGAUUUUGGUAGAGAACAGAGGUAUGUCUGCCACCUCCCAAACACGCUGGAGCGAGACUAG